GUCUGCUUGCCCGCAGACUGCCACGGCGCUCUCGCUCGUGCCGGCAUCAAGCGCCCCAAGGUCACCAUCACGGCCGACGACCCUCGCCUGACGGCGGGCAAGCCCGACCCGGCGCCGUUCCUCCUCGCCGCCAAAGAGCUCGGCAUUCCCAUCGAGAAGUGCCUCGUCUUCGAGGACUCGCCGUCGGGCAUCAAGGCGGGCGUCGCCUCGGGCGCGCGCACGAUCGCCAUCUGCACGAGCCACCCGGUCGAGAAGAUCAACACGCAGGGCGCUCACUACAUCGUGCCCAGCCUCGACUGCGUCCACGCUCGCCGCAACAAGGACGGCUCGAUCCGCAUCACCAUCGACGCUCACCCUCCCGACCACCCUCGCCACGGCUCGCGCGGCUCGUUCGUCAGCGUCGCGCCCAACUGGCGCGAUAUCCAGCAGGAGCAGCGCUCGAAGAAGCUCGCGGCCAUCAACGCCGCCGGCGACAAGAGCAACUCGUCGAUGCUCGGCGGCAGCGCCAAGUCCAAGGCUCGCGGUGACGGUACCACCCAGGCGAGCGCGUAG
Molecule: messenger RNA, 552 nt
Organism: Rhodotorula graminis WP1
Lineage: Eukaryota; Fungi; Basidiomycota; Microbotryomycetes; Sporidiobolales; Sporidiobolaceae
Exons: 3
Molecular function (GO): sugar-phosphatase activity; beta-phosphoglucomutase activity
Source: RefSeq, a predicted model, not a curated record